AUGAUAGACGAAACCCUUGGGACUGAGUUUGUUUCCAAUAACGAAGAGGAGCCGGUCGUGCUCCUCCAGAAAAUUGAAAUUAACAAGAUAGCUUUACUUUUUUCCGCUGGUUGGUGCCCUCCUAGUGAGAAGUUCAUUGAGAAGCUCACUGAGUUCUAUAAUGAGGUCAACAAGGAAAGCAAGAAAUUCGAAAUCAUCUAUGUCAGUGCUGAUAGAGACCAAGAGCAAUUCAAUGAACACUUUGCUAAGAUGCCAUGGGUUGCAAUUCCUUUUGACGACACUGAAAGAAUCGAGAGGUUAGAAGAUCUGUGCGAGCCUGAAAUGAUCCCUAAACUAUGCUUCCUGACUAGAAACGCCUCUGAGGUCACAGUUGAUAAUGCCAGGGAGAUUAUAGAGAAAGCGGAAGAUUUCGCCCAAGCUAUGGAGGAAUUAGGGCUUAACUAA
Molecule: messenger RNA, 444 nt
Organism: Moneuplotes crassus
Lineage: Eukaryota; Ciliophora; Spirotrichea; Euplotida; Euplotidae
Source: the annotation of a GenBank genome assembly